AUUCAAUGAAAUAAAAUAAAAUAAAAUAUCAACUCUCUUUCUUAACAUGUUGACCAUAUUUCUCAUUAGCUUAUUGUAAAGUUCCUCCUACCAUAUACCACCACUGAGAAAAAUCAACAACCAAAAUAAUGUCAUCGGAGAUUGCCAUGUCACCACCUCAAACCAUGAUUUCAAUUCCUUUCAAGUGGGAGGAAGCACCAGGGAAGCCUAGGCAUUACCACACCCAAUCAGAGCUCGUCAAUACAGUUAGAACAACCUUGGAACUGCCUCCUAGGUUGCUGUUUUUGGAUGCUAAGGUUGAUGUUCCUUCACCUACAACUGUGUUAGAUGGGCCUUACGUGGGCCGGGCCAUGUCCUUCACUUCUUCCUAUAGAACUUCAAGGGAAAACUGGAAUUCCAAUUUUGGGUCUAGCAGGUGGAGUGGUUUCAGGAAGAUUAACAAGGAGGGAGACGAGGGUAGUUUUGACUUUUCGGGGCAGAAUAAGGUGAAGAGCUCACGGGCUGCUAAAGGAGGAAGUCCCAUUUCAAAGGGAAAAUCACAUUUGUGGGCAAGCAUUUAUGACAGCUUCAAGCAAGUGGUCCCUUGGAGACGCAGGAAAGAAACACAGAGAAAAUGGGUUUCCAUAACCGACACCAUUUAAUCCUUGAUUUUACUCAUGUUCAUUACUCCUAUUAAACGGAAUAUUUAAGAAAUGAAAUGAUAUUUAGUGUCUAAAUAAAUGAACUUUUCUCUUAUAUAUAUGGAGAUAUUUGCUGUAUAGAGUUAUACUAGAUAGAUAGAUUGUAACCGCUUUAAGACAUUUAUUCAAAAGGAAAUUAUAGUAACAUGAUAACAAUAAAA
Molecule: messenger RNA, 841 nt
Organism: Medicago truncatula (barrel medic)
Lineage: Eukaryota; Viridiplantae; Streptophyta; Magnoliopsida; Fabales; Fabaceae
Exons: 2
Coding region: 129-641 (170 amino acids)
Source: RefSeq, a predicted model, not a curated record